UACGUGGUCUAGAUGCACCCUUCAGGCUUGUACCACAUUAUGCUUAGGUAAUUCUGCAGCUGAACGUGAGAAUAUUUGAAAUGGCAGAGCCUCAGCCUCGUGCAAAUCGUUGUCGUUUGCACUUUGCGUGAAUAAUUCCAAUCACAAUAACAGCUAGUAGCAGAUUUGAAGUACAUAUAUAUCCAGACAUGGCGGCUAAAUUGCACAUAGGUUGGAUGAGUAAGUUAUUCUGUCCUCGGCACAUCGUCAAGGCAGCCCACGUCAAGGAUGGCCUCCAGGUUGACAUCGCAUUACAGGACUCGUUCCGUUCUUAGGCUAUCACCACGUGCUUAUGAUACUGCUGAUGAUUGGAAUUGUGUUCUUGUGUAAGUAAUGGUUUUGCCUCAUACAAAGAUCCAAGUCAAAUCUUCACAAGUGGGUAACACGUCUUCACAGCGGUCAUGGUAGCUGGAUGUACGACAUCGAAUAACCUUCAUAAUGUCUACAUCUUGUCUCUAUCAUAUGUUCCAACAGCGAAAAUAUCAUCGUCACCCUCCCCAGUUCAGCUCAAUGGGAACAUCAGCAGCACCUUCUCAAAUAUCGCAUCCACCCAUAGCAGCCUCACAGUCAGGGUUAGCUACCUCGGGAUUUGCAUCUCACAGGUUGACUCGCAGUGGAUGUGCUCAAGUAAUGCGCGGACACUUUCUAGUCUAAUAAAGCUGUAUGGGGGUGUGAGGAGUGGUGAGCAAGAUCCUCUCAACUUAAUUUGGAUAGCGGGGAAGUUUAAGGAUGAAGUCUUGUUCUCCGGCUUGCUGCUAACUGCAAUCCCACUCGGUUUUCUCACGAUUCUUCUGCUCGCCACCUUUCCCGGAUGGCAUGAAGAGGUCGACGACGAGGGAUCAGAGCGAGAGGUCAAGCCGUUUCCUUCCCGACCUGUCAUUAAAUUAGCUCUUGGAGCUCUCAUACUUGGGGCACUCUUUUGCUUCAUUUCUGUCAUGCUUCAACACGUCGCUGGCGCUGCAGGGUCGGCUUUGGUGGAGUCAUUAUCGUACGGUACUGUGAGAGCGAAGGUCGGCACAACUUCCAUGGUCAUUGGCUGGGGAGGAGAAUUGCUUUAUGUUCUUGCAACUAUUGGACUACUGAUGUUGGCUUUGUCAAUUAGCAAUCUCAUGAGGGCGGUCGACGAUUGAGACGUUGAGAUUCCUAGAUGACGAGAUGUGAAGGGGGUUUAUAUAUCCAGAUAUCUUGGUUACAUUGCCUCUCGAAAAUUUCCGUUACUUUAGUAAUUCAAAUCAGCCGGCCUCGUGUUUAGGCGAAGAGCAGGUGCCAACAAUGAAAGAGUCAAUAA
Messenger RNA from Cadophora gregata, 1327 nucleotides. RefSeq lists its product as uncharacterized. The transcript has 2 exons. Bases 441 to 1169 code for a protein of 242 amino acids. The record is from RefSeq and is a predicted model, not a curated record. NCBI's taxonomy places the organism in Eukaryota, Fungi, Ascomycota, Leotiomycetes, Helotiales, Ploettnerulaceae. Gene Ontology annotation, biological process: conjugation with cellular fusion. Gene Ontology annotation, cellular component: mating projection tip; membrane.